Messenger RNA from Trichomycterus rosablanca, 1096 nucleotides. It is a transcript of the gene fsbp, whose product is annotated as fibrinogen silencer-binding protein. The transcript has 2 exons. NCBI's taxonomy places the organism in Eukaryota, Metazoa, Chordata, Actinopteri, Siluriformes, Trichomycteridae. The coding region runs from base 1 to 969 and encodes 322 amino acids. The record is from RefSeq and is a predicted model, not a curated record.
AUGUCCGCUUUGUUCGUGACAAACAGCACAGUGGGAAAGGCACGCUCUUCCAACUUUACUCUGUCUGAGAAACUGGACCUGAUGCGGCUGGUCCAGCCACACAUUCGUAUUUUGGAGGAGCACACGAACAAGCACGCCGUGAUCAUAGAUAAGAACCGGUGCUGGGAAAGCAUAGCGGAGCGCUAUAACUGCCUCGGAGGUGAGAGGCCACCCCGGACCGCACAGGGACUUCGGACCCUAUACAAACGACUUAAAGAGAGCGCCAAGCAGGAGGUGGUUCAACGAAGCCAUGCCCAACCUGAAUAUCGGGGAAACAUCUCAGAACCAACCAAACGGAUCAUGGAGAUGAUCCCACAUCUAUUUAAUGCAGGGGAUAAAGAGCGUGGCACACUCCACAGGUUGCAGUACAAGAUGAACUCUCCAGCUGAGCAACCUGGCAGCAGUUCAUCUCUCCCUGCCAUGUCGGACUACGUAUCUGUGACCAGGACCGUGAGGGUGGAGUCUGAAGAUGUCAAACCUCCACCUGACCUCCAGAUGCUCGUCACGCACGAUUCACCCGUUACAGUGACUACCCCACAUAGUCAGGAACCCACCACACAGACUGAAAAUGACGUCCAGGAGGAGGAAGAAGAGGAACUCGUGUCCAGCGCCUAUGCGGCUUCUCUCUCGCCCUGCCCUUCCUCUGUAUGUCUUCCUCCAUCACCUUCAGCAGCCGCACCCAGGCAGUGCCUGUAUGAGAGGAGUGCGCCUUUGUAUAGAAACCCUGUACUGGAGGCAGAGUCUUUGCAGAUGAUGCGAGAAGAGCAUGAGCUUCUCAUGACCAAUCACAGAAAACUUGGACAGUAUCUAGAUGAGAAGAGAGAGGGACUGAAAAGAAAGCAACAGCUGGAGGAAGAACUUUUAAGAUCAAAAGUUAAAGUGGAGAAACUAAGGGCAGCACGCUUGCGCCAUGGGCUGCCACUUAUUUAAUGCAAAACAGAAUUUAAAGGGAAUCAAACUGAAGGUGUGCAGCCAGACAACACAGUUACCUCUGUACAGUUUAAUGCUUUAUUUUUAUAAUAUUAACCUUUUGUGUUUAAAGUAAAAACUCUGUAAA